This is a messenger RNA of Mycetomoellerius zeteki, 501 nucleotides long. RefSeq lists its product as uncharacterized. Bases 1 to 501 code for a protein of 166 amino acids. The transcript has a single exon. The record is from RefSeq and is a predicted model, not a curated record. NCBI's taxonomy places the organism in Eukaryota, Metazoa, Arthropoda, Insecta, Hymenoptera, Formicidae. Gene Ontology annotation, molecular function: catalytic activity.
AUGGUCGCAUCGGGUUCUUUGCGCCUGUUAUAUUGGAACUGUCGGGAGGCUUUGGGUAAGAAGGCUGAGGUUGACAAGAUGGCAGAAUCUUAUGAUAUUAUUUUUCUAGCAGAGACCUGCGCUGGGGAGGACCGAGAUUUCUGUGUUCAUGGAUUCGACUGCGUCCGCACUGAUGCAAAUUCAUCUGGUAAAAGAGGUAUGCUAGUGCUAAUUCGUAAUCCCAUUACUUAUGCUAUUAUUGAUCUCAUCUCUUAUCUUGAUUGCUCUAUUGAGGCCCUAGCUAUUAGUCUCUCUCUCAACAACUCUCAUCUUGUUUUAGUUGGCGCGUAUAGCCACCCCAACCUCCUUGCUCCGAGGGCUGCACUCUCCAACCUCAUCUCUUUUGUUGGUAGUUAUGACCCUGCUAUUCUCAUGGGCGAUUUCAACGCCCAUCACCCCCUGUGGGGGGCUGUUCGCUCUAAUACCGCUGGGCGGAUCCUCGGCGAGGGCAUCGUUGAUUAA